This is a messenger RNA of Corylus avellana, 1988 nucleotides long. RefSeq names its product Ankyrin repeat family protein with DHHC zinc finger domain-containing protein. Gene Ontology annotation, molecular function: palmitoyltransferase activity; protein binding. NCBI's taxonomy places the organism in Eukaryota, Viridiplantae, Streptophyta, Magnoliopsida, Fagales, Betulaceae. Gene Ontology annotation, biological process: protein palmitoylation. Gene Ontology annotation, cellular component: Golgi membrane. The record is from RefSeq and is a predicted model, not a curated record.
UUAGGUAGAAGAAGUAGUUGCGAGAUCACCCGCACCAGAUAAAGCUUCAAUAUCAAAGAUCACUAAAGUCAGGCAUAAACCCUAGACCCACCCAAUUCUCCGUGGGGGUUUCUUCGCAUGCGGGGCAGGUAGCUCGAAAUGGCUUCGUCGGAGAUUGAGGUUGUGUCGUCGGACUCAAAAGCCCACCAAAACCCUAGCGAGGCGCCUGUGAUCGACGUGUUCUCCGCCUGCGCGUACGGGGAUUUUCAGAAAUUGAGGAAGUUCGUUGAAGAAGACGGGGCAUCUCUGUCUCAACCGGAUUUGAAUGGCUACUACGCAAUUCAAUGGGCCGCUCUCAACAACUUCCCUGAUAUCGUGCAGUACAUCAUUGAGCACGGGGGUGACGUCAAUGCGACUGACAACAUGCAACAAACGGCUCUGCAUUGGGUGGCUGUUCGGGGAGCCAUUGCCGUCGCAGAUGUGCUCUUACAGAAUGGAGCUCGGGUUGAAGCAGUUGAUGUAAAUGGGUAUCGGGCAGUUCAUGUUGCUGCUCAAUAUGGACAAACAGCUUUCUUGAAUCACAUUGUUGUGAAGUAUCAAGCUGAUUUCGAUGCACCUGACAAUGAGGGGAGGAGUCCUAUUCAUUGGGCUGCAUAUAAAGGAUUUGCGGAUACAAUAAGAUUACUUCUAUUUAGAGAUGCAUGCCAAGGGAGACAAGAUAAGGAAGGUUGUACACCUUUGCACUGGGCUGCAAUAAGAGGACAUGUGGAGGCAUGCACUGUGCUUGUACAUGCUGGCACGAAACAGGAACUAAUGGUGAAAGAUAAUGCUGGAUUUACUCCUGCUCAGCUCGCGUCAGAUAAAGGUCAUCGGCAUGUGGCUCUUUUCCUUUCUAAUGCACAGCAGGCUCACAGCAACCACUGGUUAGGUAAAUUUUGGAGUGGAAAGAUGGCAGAUAUAGGAUAUGCUCCUAUUCUAUUCUGUACAAUAAUCAUUCUCACGGUUCUCUUCAUCAACUCAGUUCUUGCUGCUCCUAAUCUUACAAAGGUUACUGCUGUUGUUGGACUUUGGGGAUGGACUGCUGUUUCUGUGUCAGUUGGUUCGCUGGUUAUGUUCUACAGGUGUAGUAAGGAUCCAGGUUAUCUAAAAAGACCAGGAGAUGUGGGCUAUCAUAAAGAUACAGAGGAUCUUUUGUUGAAUAUUGAUCUGAACAACUCCUCUAUGUGGACGGGAAACUGGUCUCAACUAUGCCCUACCUGCAAGAUAGUAAGACCUGUUCGAUCUAAGCACUGCCCCAUAUGUAAGAGAUGCGUGGAACAGUUCGACCAUCACUGCCCAUGGAUAUCUAAUUGUGUGGGGAAGAGGAACAAAUGGGACUUCUUUGUUUUUAUCUGCAUGGGAUUUUUGACGUCAUUCCUUAGUGCAGCAGUUGCAAUCCAAAGGAUUUGGACAUCAACACCAGCCUUGUCCUCCGAAGAAACAUGGGUUCAUCAUGUUGUAGUUCAACAUCCUGGUGUUGUUGCCUUUUUGCUCUUCGACUCUGUUAUUUUGCUUGCCUCCACUAUUUUAACCACAUCACAGGCCUCGCAGAUAGCUCGAAAUAUCACUACAAAUGAAUUAGCAAAUGCCAUUCGUUACGGGUAUCUUCGUGGUCCAGAUGGGCGGUUUCAUAAUCCAUAUAACCAUGGGUGCCAAAAAAAUUGUGCAGAUUUUCUCAUUCGUGGCUACACAGAUGAUAAUGAAAUUGCAUGGCCAGCAUUGCAGCAGGUAGCUAGGUAGAGCUAUUGCCAUGAUCUGCAGGUUUACAGCUAUGCUUGGCAUCUUGUUUUCUCUCUACUGUCCUUCAUUGUAGAUGAUGGUGGGUGCCCCCUUGCUAUAGCUGCAACCAUGUUCCAUGACAGGUCCCAUAAUUGUUACAUAUAAACCAUUCAUCAGUUAUAGUUUAUCAUGUGUACAAUUGAAUAUGAUGAGAUAGAAAAGAAAUGAAAACUUUUGAUUUUGUUGUUUUA